CAGAAGUUUUGGUGACAAGUAGUAGAAUCUGCUCCGAUAGAUCCGUCAUCGACGUCUUCGUCUACUAAUUGUGCCUACUCUGGUCGUGCUACUUCCGCGCCACCUCGUCUUCUGCUUUCUGACGCGUCGUGCAUCGUGACCGGAUCAUGGACAAAUCAUAGUCUUGCAGCGCAGAGGACGUCGACGAGGACGAGGACAAGAAGCUGCUUUUUUUCGAAAUGGAGACAGAAGGUGGGACGGUGGCGGCACGAGAUCGUGGAAGCUACCUGUAGUUGGAGGAUGAACACGCACAAGCAGAAGUUUGCCACGCCCGGAGGUGCCGGACCUGCACCGGACACGACCCGUACCAGCAUCAUAGUAGUAUCUUCAAACAGGCCACGGCCAGAGUCCUUGCCUGGCGGGUACCGACGGGGGCAGGAGAAAGACAAAAUUGCUGGAGCUGAAAAGCAGCGAACACGAGCGACGAGCAGCAGCAGCAGCAGCAGGAGCACCACGAACAACAGAAGAAGUUACUCACUACAGUCGUCUGUGAAAAUCAUUCGUUCACGAAAGGAAGUAGGCCAGCAGUUGUGGCAACAACAAACGCUGACAAUGAGCGCGAACGAAAUUUCUACCGUCUUGCGAGCAACUACUACUAGUACGAGCGUAGACGGCAAAACGGAGCAGCCGGCGCUCAGAAAAACUUCAGCUGGCGAACGCAGGAGUGCGUCGAGGGAGAUGAUCAGUGAAAGACCACGUCGUGGUCAGGCAAUGAACAGGAACGGAUUGGAGGGUAGCGAAAAAGUGCAAAAAAGAGCACAACACGAAGGCGUCGUUGUUGACGAUGUUGAAGUAGUAAUAAACGCCACGACCAGGAGAAUCAGUAGCAGUACGUCAGACCAGCCGAUGAAGCAGGACCUUCUCACAAAAUCAAGUGGAACGUCUUUCCUCUACCAGCGCGUGUGGCAGUUUCUGCGACGAAAACUGCUCCCCAUCCUGGUUACCCUUUUCGUCGCCGUCAGCCAGCAAGGCUGCCUUCCCCCCGACUGGAGCUGGUGCCAGUGCGACUUCCGGGACAAUUACUGGAACCACGUAAUCAACGACUUUUCUAUGCUGUACUCCGACCUGGAUGCUUAUCGGACGAAAAAACUGCUUCACCGAUGUGGCGAUCUGUUUCGGGGAACUAGCAUGUUGACGAGCUUGUAGAAGUUCGACGCGGCAAGAAAGAAAAUCUGUCUAGCGUGCUGCUGCCUAACGGAACGAACAAAACACUAUUAAACAGAGCUAAAGAUAAACACUAGUAAAGACUACUACAUUUGUUCUAGCCAAAGCAAGCUAGCCGUUGCUGUACUGCAUCCUCCGCAUCACAACUGGUGACGGUGAAACAGCUUUUGCCUGCGACAAUGCUUUCACGGCGAACAUCCGGAACCCGGAGUCGAAGGAAUACCAGUACUUCCAGAACAUGCCGGAGGGCUUCAACUGCCCCAAGGAGCAGCCCACGGUGUUCUGGAAGGCCUGGCCGCAACUCGGCAUGACCCGAGGGCUCAUCGAAAACACGGCGGGCGACCUGUGGAUGCCGGCCGCCCGAGCGAGAAUUACGGGCACCUGCAUGGCCGGGCACAUGGGACUCCUCCUGCUCUGCAGUCAGGCGGUAUCCGGGAAAGCAACUGUGUUAGAAGGUUUUAUGGAGAACCAGUUCCUGUGGAAACAGCAUGGCAGAUCUACAUAUAGCACGACAGCAUCAAAUGUAACGCGCAAGUAGUAUCAGUCAAAAUAGUACGGAAACGGACAAAACUGACCUACGUAAACGUACACCACUGUUGUAUAUAGUGCAUGUUCAGCAUGACACUCCUGUUUUGCAUACGUAUGGAACUAACAGAGAGCGAUAGUUCACUUACACACUUUUUUUCCUCGAUAUGCGGUCCUGUUUGAGGCGGAUAAGUUGGAAGGGGGGGAGCAAAUGCGGAAACUCGAGCUGUUUUUCGGGUAAGUACAGCCAUACAGUUAUGACACCACGACAAUCUGUUUAUCUUCUCGUCGUUCUGGAAAAGAAACUCCUUUAUCUGUUCUUUCAUCGUGCUUACGUGUCUUCGACAAAGUAAGUAAGAUCGGGGCGAACAACAAAAAUUUGUUUAUUCACAGAUGAAACAUUUCGAAGAUCUUCGAGUUCUUGGAAGUGCAGAUACUCAUCGAAACAAACCUCCGUCAGGUACAUGGUGAUUCUGCGCGACUUGGGUGAAUCGAAAGAGUUCCGACAGUGCAUGAACAUGGAGGGGUGGCCGUUUAAGUCUCUGUUGCUGCGCGAUUACGCCAUCAAGUGGAUCGGGAACGAGGCGGGCGGCGUCCAGCCCCUAUGCAGAGCAAAUCAUGUGUAGUUUGGGUCUGGAAGAAGUUGUAGAUGGCAAACUUUGACAUUGACUGUGUGUUGAUCGAUGAGCAGCAUCAGCGCAGCCUCAUCUGUCGUGUUCACGCAAAAGCUUCAUUUGCUCUGAUGUUUAGUUGCCUACUAAGCACGUCGCUUCAGAAGGCUUCGUAAAAAGAACUUGCCAUUCUCGGCUGCAAGUACCACGAAUCAAUGUUUCGUAUGAUCGUUUGCGUCGAUUUAGUAUACGUAACAGGCUUUGAGAUUCAGACCUGUAUUUGCAAUUGAUAGCCACAAGCGGCGUACUACGGGGGGAGAAUCGACAUUUACCAGAUGUUGUACAACACGAAAUCUGACCCUUUUGACCGCAAAGCCAUGCUGCCGGGGCGGAGGCCCUGCGUCCCGUUCAAAAACCCCGAGUGCUGGAAGCGGAAAUCUUUGCUGCUCCUGGAAACCUGCGAAUACUGCUGUAGCAACUUCCAGCACAAGGGCGGCCGUGGGGCACCCUGGUGCUUCACGGAUUACUGGACCUUCGAAAAGUGCUGUCAGACGGACAUGAUAGACUUGGAGUGCGAGGUAUGCAACUAAAAAAAACUAUUUUAUACCCCCGCACAAGAGCACGUGAUCAUGUCAUGACGUUAAGAUUGAACUUAAAGAUCAAUAAAGACAUGUCACUCUAGUCGGGAGAACAAGAAAAUGUUUGUCAUGCAAUGAUGUCAACAGCAGUUGUAAAUCUAAGUUAAUGCAAGUUCCAAUUGUACGGAAUGUGCAUGUGGUGAAGCGUUCCAAUUGUUGUGCAACGUGGUGGAAGUGCUGGGUUGUAACUUUACUGCGCAUACGAGGAGGAACGAACCGGGGAGGACGGGGGAUGCGUGGACUGCCGAAAGCAGGUCAUCUUUCGGUGCUUUACACCGCCGGAGAUGGGGCUCUACAAAGCGCAGGUCAAGUACAACAAGGGACUGGCGAAAGAUAUCCCUAUCCUGUGCAAAAGUAUCGUACUCGUACAAAUGCAAGUCUUGCAUUACAAAUCUUGUUUCCAAGGCAAAUCUGGAUUACAAACUUUAUUUCUCAUGCUGAGGAAAUUUGAAUUUCGAAUUUGUAAUGCAUUUAUACGAGUGCGAUACUUUUGCAGUUCAUAGGAUCCGUAUAUGAUGAAGGCACCGUCCUCCGAUUGUGUUAGUACAUCUUACGUCAUGUGCACGUUGGUUUUUGUAUCUUGCAGGAAGACAACAUCUACUUCGCAAGUUGACCAAAAUUUUCGUAUGUUUUUGACACGCUGAAUAGAUAUGUAAAGAUUUAUUUCGACGCAGGUUUAUUGCGUCUUUUUGCAAAUGCAAACAGAAGUAGAAAUAGAAUUACUUGAUGACCAUGAUGCAUGAGGAAUUUUGUAUGUGAGACGUCGAGUGGUCACGAUUAGUACUAAAACGAUUUAACGGAUAGUACAACGUUUGCAGUGCAUGGAGCAUGCGGAUUUACGGAAGACCCUCGAGGAGCACAUGAAAAACCAGCAGACCCAACACGCAGAGAUGAUGGCGCGGGAAGACGACUACCAACAGAAAUUGCAGAUCUCGCAUUCCAAAAUGCAGCUGUUCGCGGACGUGGUCCGGAACACGACGCGGCAAGGGGCGGAAAUAGAACAGGAAAGACAGCACGGCGUAUACAACGAAAGCUUUCGGGAGCACAAGUAGUUCUGAUCGCUUUUAGUUUUUUGUUCUUGAAAUUUUUAUGACGAGCAUUUUUGGAUAUUUUUUAACAACUGCUUAGCAUGAUGAUGAUGAUGACAAAAUUAUCAACAACUAAAACAGCGAAACGUACUACGAGGCGCUGCGUACGCACAACAUCCUGACCGAGGCCCUCCGAGUGUUGACGGACGCGAGAGAUCAGGUGGCACAUGCGGCGAGCCGGAUCAGCCAAAACGAGACCGACCAGCAGCGAACCAACAAUAGCCUGAUUACCACGGCUAUGCAUUGCAAAAGUAUCACGGUACUCCUCGUAUAAAUUUUUGCAGUCAUGAAUCUGAAUGACAAAGCCUUAACCUGAAACAGCAUUACAAAUUGAAACUCCAUACUAUUGUUCCUAAAUUUGUGAUACCAUUUACAUACUACUAGUAGUACGCGACGUUUGCAAUUCAUAACGUCGGAUGACUGCGAGAAUCGAGUGCGGGUCUUAUUGGACAAGGAGAAAAACGAAAUCACCACCAAAGAGGCCCUAUCAAAUGUAAAAAUGUCUGGGUCUGGAAGAGUGCAUGUUUGUCAUGCUUGUCUGGCAUGACUCUCAAAUCUGUCAUGCACGUUACCCAAGAGCGCUACUUUUCUGCCAUGCAGAAACGCAGUUUGUCAUGCAGAAUAGGCAACACCGAGAAGCUCAGAAACUUGUCAUGCUGAGCCAGCACUUGUGGCCUCCUCAUGAUAUGCCACCCAGCAUCACAAGUUUCCAGACCCAGACAUUUUUGCAUUGCAUAGGCCCUAGACACCGCGACGAGGUUUGAGCAGAGUAAUCGGACGGAAUCAGAAAAGAGGAACAGCUCGCUGGCUACCGGAGAAGAGCAGAACAAAAACACGUUCGUAUCAAAUGCAAAGAUGUCCGGGUCAGGAAGGUUGUAACAUCUCCCAUGUUCUUGCAGGUUUCGCAUGGCACAGAAGGUCUGGAAUGUUGCGAGCUGUAGCAUCACAAGUUUUAUUGAGAAGGCCACCCAAUUAUGCGUAUCCUGGGUGAGAAAUGCCAUCUCAUGGGUCCCAAAAGUGACAAAUUCAGAGGAUGACCCUUGUUCCAGACCCAGACAUGUUCGCAAUGCAUAGAUCGUACCCGUGAACGAAACGAAGAACACCGCCGAGCGGGAAUUGGAGGUCGCCCGACUGGAGUUGCAGCGGCAGGAGCAGAUUUUUGCGGACACCAUAUCAAAUGUAAAAAUGUCUGGGUCUGGAAACUUGUGAUGCUGGGUGGCGUCUCAUGAUGAGGCCACAAAUGCUGACGCAGCAUGACAAGUUUCUGAGCUUCUAGGUGUUGCCUAUUCUGCAUGACAGACUGCGUUUCUGCAUCACAGAUGAAAAAUGGAGCUCUUGGGUAACGUGCAUGACAGAUUUAAGGGUCAUGCCAGACAAGCAUGACAAACAUGCACUCUUCCAGACCCAGACACUUUUGCACUUGAUACACCAACCACAAAUACAACGUGCAGGAAGCGACGAGGGCGCAGGCGGAAAGGAAUUAUGGCGUUCUCACAUGUUACAUUCUCAGCUGUUACAUGAUUUGUCAUGCAAAAACACUAUCACUCUUACCGCGAUCAAGCCUUCUCCGCAUGACAACUUCUCGACGCGCUAGAUAGCAUUAUAAUCUGCACUAAACCUGUAAUGCAAAAGGCGCAACGCUUUCCCUUUCACUUUUGCCGUUCUUGCAUUACUACUUUCAUGUAACAGCUGAGAAUGUAACAGUUGAGAACGCCAUAGGAAUGUGCCCGCCAGUGUGGCGAACUGGAUGCGGGUGCUGAGCCAGAUUGAGGGCGCGAAAAGGGCGAAGGGAGAGCAGGAGGGCAAUAUGAAAGAGGUGCACAACUCUCCCUCCCCCUCAUAUGUAGUAUAGCAUGAACGGCAAUACAACAUAGUACAAGAAUCAGCAAGAAUGCCGGUUUUGCAUGACAAAUUUACACUGCAGUGUCAUCCUAUUUAUUGGGCUACCACCAGAACUUGUCAUGCAUAAUAGUGAUAGGACCAGGAGGGACAGCGACGGUCUCGACGAGUUGGUGUUUUUGCAGAACGAGGGUGACGAGUUUUGCAUUCUCAUAAGGAAGAAGCAAGAGUUACAGGCCAGCCUGUCGAGCACAAACCAGAAGGUCAGCGACGUGGAGGCUAGCAGUUUCGAGAAAUGCAAGGACAUACCGAAAGACUCGGUGCAGUGUUUACUGGACAACAGGCCGACGAAAAAGAAGAAAAAGAAGGAAAAAGUUGGAGGGGUUUCUGGCGUAGACGGCGGCCAAGAAGGUCAGCAGAAGGAGCAAGUAGAGCAAAACAAGCCCGAGGUCGUUCAUCGUCAGGAACAGAAGUGCGACCCGGCGGAGCCCGCGCCGGAAUGCAAGGACACGCACGAGCAUUGCGAUUACUGGUCGAAGAAUGGAUACUGUGAGUCACGGGAAAAGUACAUGAAGAAGAAUUGUCCCAAGAGCUGCAACUUUUGUCCGCCCGCCCCAGAGCCAAAGUGCUACAUGGUCGACGUCGUGGUGCCGCAGGCAGAACAAGUAGAUGAGUCAGCUAGUACAACAAGUACUACUCGCGGAGAUGAUGAAUUUAGGGCAGCUGUAGAGACGAGCGACGAUGCAGAAGACGACGACGAUCUUUCCACCGACGAAGUCUCCGAUGAGCAGCUUUCCACGGCGGAACUCCGGGCGGCAAAGGAUGUAUUGGCGCAGCGGGAAAGAGAACGGCAAGAGUUGAAGAACCAGAUCAAGAGAGACGAGGACACGGUCAAGGGCACGGAAGAGAAGCACAGCGGGAUUAUCAAGGAGCGCCAAGACGCGGGGACCGCGGUGGCAAAGGCGGUGGAAAUGCAGAGCGAGAAAAGGCAACGCUGGCAGGUGGCCAACACCACGCUGGAGCAGUUUGAGCUUACACGCGACGAGGCGAAGAAAGACGUUCAAACUGGCGAACUUUGGGUAGAGCAGAACCGAACGAACUUGGAAAAGGCGAAACAGAACGUCACAGAUUUGCAAAGCGAGCAGUCCGCCGCCGUCGAGAUGAUGAACACGGCGAAAGAGAAUGAGCGGAAGACGGAGGAUUUGUUGCGGCAAAGAAAACAAACGAAGAGAAGGCUAGAGACGCAGCUAGACGGGUUGAAAUCGAAGUUGGAGUUUUACAAUCGCGAGAUUACGACUCUGAACGCGACGAUGUCGGCGGAAGUGAAGACCGCGAUUAAUGAUUGGUUCGGGAAGGAGCAGGAAAACACGUUUUUGUCCGUUAUCGGGAACUACUUGUCCACGGCCGUGGAUGCGCUGAGUUACUUUGUGGGGCAAAUCGGUCUAUCCACCGAUGACGCGAGCCACAUGAAGGAGGUGGUGCGAUUGAUGGAGCAGGAGAAAAAGGCGCAGAAAGAGGACCGCGAGCUGGGAAAGCAAUACGAAGAGGUGAAGGAUCUCUCCGGGAACGAGGAGGUUCUGGAGCAUAUGCAAUCUUGCAAAAGUUGUAUCGUAUUCAGUAAAAUAAAUUGCAGUACAAAUGAGUAUAAACCUAAGACCGAAAAAAACUUCACUUUGUUAGGAAAAAUGCUGGCUUCCCUUGAGACUAGCACUUGUCACGCAUGAAUGCAAUUUGUAGUACGACUACGAUAUAAUUACUUUUGCACAGGAUAGAGCAGCUGAAACAGCAAAAAGUGAACAUCACAGUCUUUCUGAAAAAAUGCCUGUCCGACGUCGCCGCGGCGGAGGUGUUUGUAAAAGAAGCCGAGGAAAAAUUGAAGCACACGGAGGGUACCGUGCUCGCCGAGUUGCAGAAAGUUUUGACCGCGGAAGAGGCCCUCGUAAUCGAGGGACGAAGCAAUCAAACCGCGGCGGAGGCGGAGUUUUUACGCGUAUCCAAACUCGUCACUGACCGGCAAAACGACGAGAAGGAAUUCAUCGACCGGGAGCGGUCUGCGCAAGAAGAAAUCUCGAAGCUGCGGGGAGUACUGCACCAAUCGCAGAAGAAGGAGCAGGAUUUCGUUGCGACAGAGCUGAAGGCCGCGGAGGAGAAAGUCGGCGAGGAGCUGCGAGUCGCUUUUUCGAAAUUGGGCGACAAAAAAGAGUGGGAGAGGAAGCAGCAGGUGUAUCACAGUGAAAAGUGCCCCCCACCCCUGAAAUUGCAAAAAUUUGUGAUGCGAAGUUUCCAAAUGAAAACUUUUUGUCAUGCAUGAAAGGAGUAUGAAUCUUUCUGAUGCAGAUUCUAGUCGAGUUUCGCAUCGCUUGCAUGACAAGCACCGCUCUUGCUGGGAUCUUUUGCAAUACAAAUUUUUGCUAUUCACGAUCGCCAAUCUGUGAUGCUGAUACAUGCAAGAGGGCGAAUGUUUCAUUUGGAAAGGUUUGCAAUACAAAUGCUUUCACGUUCGGGAGUGGGGGCAUUUUUCAUUGUAAUAAGGUGGCGGAGAGUUGCGGGAUCGAAACCGACAAGAACCUGCUGGCGACGGCAAAGACAUUAUCAAAGGGAAAAAUCCCCCGUCCCCAUAUCGAAACGAGGUUUCUGAUGCUGGAUUUGCGUACACAAAUCAGGUCUGUCUUGCUGGAGAGGAUUGCAGGCAUAUGCCAAGCCUGGGUCGAGAGGUUUUGACGUAGGGGACCAGCAUGACAGAUGUCGGCUCUGUAAGCCCAACAGCAUCACAAACCUCCGGCAUAAUGCGGCGGACUCUCUGGCUUUGCCUUCUUGCAAUACAGACAGGAUUUGUGACCUCAAAUCUGCGUCACAAAUUUUCGGACGAAUGCGUUUUCAAUAUGGGGAGGGGGGAUUUUUCCUCUCAAUAGACAUAUCAGAGAUGCAAACAUGAUGUAGUCUGGGUCUUCAUCUGGAGGAUGAACUGAAGGUUUGCGCGAUCGCAUGACCCCAACUAUUUCAUUUUGGAACGCGAGCUGUAGCUUGACAAGUUUAGAGAAGGCUCCACCACGAAGUAGAAGAUGCUUACCCUGCAUGAGAAAUGUCAUCUUCGAAUCACCAGAAGAAGAAGUGUGGCCUGCAUGCGCUGUCGCUACCCAUGCAACAGUACAGACUUUUGUGCUGUCGGCCUUCUCUACCAUCACUUAGUGCAAACUCGGACGACUCUUCCAAAGAACCGAGACAUACUUGUUUGCAAAAAUGCAUACGGCGAAGCAACCGGACGAAGUGGACACCUCGGUGCUCAGUCUACCGGACUCCGUUCUCAACUACUUCGCCCAGAACGAGCCGCACCUCCGGUCGCUCGACCAGCAGGCGAAAUUUUUGCGGCGGAACAUCACGACGACGGACAAGGAAAUAAGGAAAAUAGCGAGCGAGAUCGCGGAACAGGAAAGAGAGGCAGUAAAAGCGGAGGAGUCUUUAUUCAAGAAAAAAACACCAUCACAAUCACUCUUGCACAUUUUUGCAAUACAAAAUUUUUUGUCAUGCGCAAAGAUGCAUCACAGUCAAGACUUAUUGGUGAUUUCCCUUUGAUGUGUUUUUGCAAUGCAACAAAAAUUUGUCAUGCGAGAGGAAUUUCUGAUGCAAAACCUCCUAGAUGUGAUUGUGAUGGUGUUUUUUGUUUGAUAGUCUUCGCGGACGGCAAACGCGACGCUGAUUACAGAAACCGAGUUAGCCGAGAAGCUCAAAGCUGAGAAAAACGCCGAGGAAAUCUACGCACUUUUGCAAAACAAGUUUAUCGUAUGCUUCGUAGUAAUUCUAAUUGCAUGAUAAAAAAUCGAAUUUGUAAAAUGGGGACUUACCACUUUAGGAAUGGGAUUUGUAAUCAUGCAAGGUUGAUGCAAAAAUUACUACGAGUGCGCGAUAUAUUUUUGCACUGAAUGAGGUCGAGCAGGAAUUGAAGAAGAAGAUCCGGGAGGAGAAGCAGGAAAAAUACGACAAGGCAGUGGACAACUGGAGGAAGGUCGGCAAAGACGUCCUGACCUUGCAAGACGAGGCGGAACAGGCCCGAGUUGGGUUUUUCACGGCUUUGGCCGAGUUUCGCGAGUCGCAACAAGUCUACGAUUCCGCGGUGGUUGCGCGAGAAAGUGCUUUUGAGGCGUCGAAGAAUUGUAACGAAACGCGGGAAAACCUGCGAACCCAGUUAGCGGAGUCUGUUGGAAAGGUUGCGCAGUCGAAAGUGGAGUACGAGGAAAUUAAGCAGACCGCCGAGAUUGACGCGAAGCACCUAUCCUGUGCAAAAGUAUCGUACUCGUAUUGGUAUUGCAAUCAUGCAUAAUUUUUACAUUUUUUUUUUUAAAUGUAAAUCCGCAUAAUAUACAAAUUUCUCAUGCUGAGAAAAUGCAUUUAUACGAGUGCGAAUGCGAUACACUUUUGCAAUGCAUAGCACCGGUUCUACAAUGAGAGUUCCAUUAUUUACGAGGAAAAGCGCGCCAUCGAGGAGGACUACCGACAGAGGAUGAACAAGGAACACAAACAGCUGGAGCGGAGGCAGCGGAAGCUGCAGCAAAUCGACGUCGAGCUGGAGUACUUGCGAAAACUGACGGAGAAACAAGAGUCGAAAAACACCAUGCUAGCCGCGGAGGCGGCCGUCAUGGCGGCACAGAAAACGUUCGAAGAGACGAGCAAAGCGAGGCAGACCGCGGAGGAAGUAUCAAAUGUAAAAAUGUCUGGGUCUGGAAGAAUGCAACUUGUAAUGCGUAUUCCAGAACACAGAAAAGUCUCUCAUGCAUACGUAGCAAAAGCUGCCCACUUUCUGUCAGCAAAAUAGCAGGGGACUUGUCAUGCGGAUUCGGCAUUGCGGAAGCUUCUCGAAACCUGUGAUGCUAGAGCUUCCAUGCCAGACCUUCUGUGUCAUGCAAAAACAGCAUGACUCUUCCAGACCCAGACAUUUUUACAUUUGAUAGGAAGGAAUUUACAACAACACCCAGGAGGUCUACGGUUUUAUGGAAGAAAUCAAAGAGGUAUGAGAGUGCACAACUCCCCCUCCCCCUCAUUUGUCAUGCAAAGUGCCUAGUUUACGCCUGGGCUCUUGGCACUGUUUGCAUGACAAGUUCUGGUAGCCCAAAUAGCACUACACGCCAGUGGUCAAAAUUUGUCAUGCAAAACCUGUAUUCUUGCUGACGCUUGUAUUGCUGUUCAUGCAAUAUAUACAAAUGAGGGGUUGGGGCGGGAGUUGUGCACUUUCAUAAGAGGCACAGAAAAUCCACGACGCGCAGGACCCGAAAGACAGGGAAAGAAGCUUCGCGGUGGCAUGGUAGCCGGGCUGGUUUGUUUCUUGCGAAGAGUUAGUGCCUGUGCCGGGCGCCACUACACGUCGUGUAAUUCACUGUAAUUUUUGUAACGGAUAUGUAAAAACCAGUGUAGUUAAUACUAGCGGACGAAAAUAAACCAAGGCAGCCCGUGCCUCAUUCAUCCUUUGCGUUCUUCUAGUACUUGUCGUGUGUGCAGACUCAGACUGAUUAAUUCAAACUUGAUCGACAUGCGCACCCUUGCUCUACUUCUUCUGUCACGACUUUUUUAAGCUAAGUAUACGUUGUUCUUGAACUUUGCACCAGCCCAUGUGGCUGCAUCGGCUUAACAUAUCAGUUUCUUACAGGAGGACACCGCGAGGGACUUCUUAUCUGUACCAUCGCUGGCGUGGUCGUGGUGCUCACCUCGGAUGAAAUGCGAACAAGUUCUUGCUACUUACCCUUCGACUCAGAGUCGUUUCGAUUGCUUUAUGGAUGCUUGGCAUCAAAGACAAGCAUGAGUUCGACAAGGACCACAUUCCAGUAGCCAGAUGAAGUUGCUAGAAUUGUACUGAAAAACAACAGGAUCUAUGAGUAUUGAAAUGGAUUUGCAGCCUGAC
Messenger RNA from Amoebophrya sp. A120, 11794 nucleotides. Lineage: Eukaryota; Dinophyceae; Syndiniales; Amoebophryaceae. The record is from the annotation of a GenBank genome assembly.